AACGGCCCUCCUCUUCAAGAUGGCGGCACGAGCGGGUAACGCGCAGGCGCACGGGUGCGGGGCGGGAGGUAGACACUACGGGGAGAGCAAGGGGACAAAACCCUCAAAGGGCGCUUUGAGGGGGCGCGCCGGCUACCUCCCGUCCUGACCCUGGUGGUGGGUCUGAACACGUGUGCGCGCGCGCAUGUGUAUCUAUGUAUGUGUAUGUGCGGCUGCAUGUGUAUGUAUAUGUAUAUGCCUGCGUGUGUGCAUGAAUGUGCGUGUAUAUAUGUGUCUGUGUGCAGGCACGUGUGUGUGUAUGUGCAUGUGUCUGUGUUUGCAGGCACGUGUGUGUGUGUGUGUGUGUGUGUGUGUGUGUGUGUGUGUGUCUGUUCGGGCACGUGUGUGUGCAUGUGCGCAUGUCUGUGUGUGGGCACGUGUGCGUGUAUGCGCAUGUUUGUUUGCAGGCGUGUGUGUGCAUGUGCAUAUGGCUGUGUGUGGGCACGUGUGUGUGCAUGUCUGCAGGCACGUGUGUGUGCAUGUGCGCAUGUCUGUCUGUGUAUGUGCAUGUGUCUGUUUGCAGGCGUGUGUGUAUGUGCAUAUGUCUGCAGGCACAUGUGUGCAUGUGCAUAUGUCUGUUUGCAGGCACAUGUGUGUGCAUGUGCAUAUGUCUGCGGGCACGUGUGUGCGCAUGUGCAUAUGUAUGUUUGCGGGCACGUGUGAGCAUGUGCAUAUGUCUGCAGGCACGUGUGUGUGCAUGUGCAUGUCUGUGCGGGCACGUGUUUGUAUGUGCAUAUGUCUGUGGGCAUGUCUGUGUGCAGGCACGUGUGUGCAUGUGCAUGUCUGUGCGGGCACGUGUGUGUGCAUGUGCAUAUGUCUGUUUGCAGGCACGUGUGUGUGCAUGUGCAUAUGUCUGUUUGCAGGCACAUGUGUGCAUGUCUGUGCAGGCACGUGUGUGCAUGUGCAUAUGUCUUUGCAGGCACAUGCGUGUGCAUCUGUCUGUUUGCAGGCACGUGUGUGUAUGUGCAUCUGUCUGUGCAGGCACGUGUGUGUGUGCAUGUGCAUAUGUCUGUGUGCGGGCACGUGUGUGUGCAUGUGCAUGUCUGUGCGGGCAUGUGUGUGUGCAUGUGCAUGUCUGUGCGGGCACGUGUGUGUGCAUGUGCAUAUGUCUGCGGGCACGUGUGUGUGCAUGUGCAUAUGUCUGUGUUUGCAGGCGUGUGUGUGCAUGUGCAUAUGGCUGUGUGUGGGCACGUGUGUGUGCAUGUCUGCAGGCACAUGUGUGUGCAUGUGCGCAUGUCUGUCUGUGUAUGUGCAUGUGUCUGUUUGCAGGCGUGUGUGUAUGUGCAUAUGUCUGUGGGCACGUGUGCAUGUGCAUAUGUCUGUUUGCAGGCACAUGUGUGAGCAUGUGCAUAUGUCUGUGGGCAUGUGUGUGCGCAUGUGCAUAUGUAUGUUUGCAGGCACGUGUGUGCGCAUGUGCAUAUGUCUGCAGGCACGUGUGUGUGCAUGUGCAUGUCUGUGCGGGCACAUGUGUUUGUAUGUGCAUAUGUCUGUGGGCAUGUCUGUGUGCAGGCACGUGUGUGCAUGUGCAUGUCUGUGCGGGCACAUGUGUGUGCAUGUGCAUAUGUCUGUUUGCAGGCACGUGUGUGUAUGUGCAUAUGUCUGUUUGCAGGCACAUGUGUGUGCAUGUCUGUGCAGGCACGUGUGUGCAUGUGCAUAUGUCUUUGCAGGCACAUGCGUGUGCAUCUGUCUGUUUGCAGGCACGUGUGUGUAUGUGCAUCUGUCUGUGCAGGCACGUGUGUGUGCAUGUGCAUAUGUCUGUGUGCGGGCACAUGUGUGUGCAUGUGCAUAUGUCUGUGUGCGGGCACGUGUGUGUGCAUGUCUGUGUGCGGGCACGUGUGUGUGCAUGUGCAUAUGUCUGCGGGCACGUGUGUGUGCAUGUGCAUAUGUCUGUGUUUGCAGGCACGUGUGUGUGCAUGUGUAUGUAUACAUAUACAUGUGUGUCUACACGCACUGCACACUUCCCUGUGUGUGUGGCUUUCUGCAGGCUGCCCUGGUGGAGGGGCUAACCCCACUCUCCUCCUGCUACACACCUCCAAGCCCAGCCCAGGGCUAGUCUUGUCACACUGCCACCGGGUCGUCUCUGCGUGCAGCCUCCCUGCCCCACAGCGCCUUCAUUUGCUUUGCAUAGUGGGAUAGUCUCUCUGUGUGAGAUGCUCCUGGAUGACCCGACCAACCCCAGGUGGCAGGGAGUGAGUAAGCUGUUCCCCCCCACCCUCCUUGGAUCUGCUUUGCAGACUUUUAGAAAUGCAUGGUAAGAGGGGGCUCACCUUUCAGAAGCAAAAUGAGCUGAUCUCUGCUGGCGUCUCCGCUUGUCCGGCUGGGGGCGUGAGGUGGGGACAGCAAACCACACAAGUGGUCCCAGAAGGAGCCAUCUAAGGAAAAUGGGGCUGGGCAGAGGACACUUGCCUCAUCCAGGAAAAAGACAACAGACCAUUGUUGCCUGUGCUUCAACUCCCUGAAACACUUCUUGAAAAGGCUUUCCUUUCCCGUUUGUAAUUAAGAAAGAGUGCAACGUGGUGCAAAUCGAUCGAGAAGCUAUCGAGGGUGAACAGAGCUGCUUCGCAGUGCUGCAGGAACUCAGCAGGAAGGGCCAAAAGACAGACAUUGUCUAAUGUCACAAACAGCUGGAAUUGUCUAAGGCACAGACCAUGGAGGGUGUGUUGAGACUCCUACCCCCUAUUUCCAUUCUGGUAUUGCCAUUAUUGUCACUUAAUGGCAGCAGAGGUACUUGAAUCUCACCUCCAGAAGUCAUUAUUUAUUACCUUUUUCUCACCUGCUAUUUCCUGCUGUCCCCCCAUGGUUUUAUGAACCUGUCAGAGCCUUAUAGAGAAUUAUACUGGACAAUACAGUACGAUCUAACUGCAUUUUUUUCCUUUUCAUGCUCACUCUUUUUUUAAUGUCCCCUUCAUCAAGAACCAAAUUUAAAGGCAAGUGGAGUCAUGUGUGAAGGUUACCGGUAUUAAGACUUUCACCUUAAACACUUUACAAAUUGAGCUAAGUACAACAAAACACAUCCAGGGAGGAGUGAAUAGCAGUUUCCUUUGGCAGGGAUACCUUCCACCAGAAAAUCAACCCAGGUAACCCUCAUGUAUGCUUUCGGUGCAAUUAUUUUUUAAUGGUUGGCAGAAUCAGACUCUCAGAUUGCCAGUGGGAGGAGCUGUGAUGCUUUGAAGUGGGAGCUGCAAUGCUCAGUAAGGGUAUAAUGAAAAUGCAUUUGUCAUGUUCUCUUGAAAGAUUUGCUCUACAAUAAAGGAAGAUCCCGAAGCACUGAGUCAGCUACGUGCUGGACUGCGGGAAGCUGCAGCUGGCAUCCGUCUUUGUGCGGAUGUUGUAAUAUGAUCUCUGAGAAAAAUCAUUUCCAUUCAUGAGGAUUUGGAGCUUCCAAGAGAAAUCCUACAAAUCCAAACGCUUUUAGUUAUACGCACAUGAGUACGUCACUGACUUCAGUCUAAUUUAAACGGGCUAUUUCUUUAUGUGCUGGACAGUGUUUUAACAUUCAUUGAUACAAUACCCAAUGUGUUCCAAUUACAUUAAAAAAGGAAGAGCCUAGGCUUACAUAGGUGUUUGACUUUAUUUUGACGUAAUGUCUCUGGUACAGAAACAGUCCUGUAUGAUUACAGGAGCUGAAAUUCCUGACCAUUCUCUAGGUCAAUUCAUAUAUAAUUCACCGUGGACAAAAGGACUGGAAAAAAUACAGCAUGUGACCAAUUUCAAGAAUGCUUCUAUUCUUAAUAGGGGUAUAGGUUGUAGCCGUGUUGGUCUAAGGACAUAGGCAAACAAGGGUCUUUGGGUGAGUCUGAUAUCUUUGAUUAGACCAACCCAAAUAGUUGGAAAACAAUUAUUAAGCAAGCUUUCGGGAAUCCUCAAUCAUUAUAAUAAAACAAAUUCUAAAUACCUAUA
Messenger RNA from Alligator mississippiensis (American alligator), 3939 nucleotides. Its product is annotated as keratin-associated protein 10-4-like. Lineage: Eukaryota; Metazoa; Chordata; Crocodylia; Alligatoridae. The record is from RefSeq and is a predicted model, not a curated record. The transcript has 2 exons. Bases 185 to 2092 code for a protein of 635 amino acids.